GCGGUCGAAGGCUAGCACGUGGGGUCAGUCAGAAAACAGAGAGGUUACGAGAAAGACAUGUUCUGAUCAGGAGCGAUCGUGUACUCCGCUGCGGUCGACAAGGUUUCAUUCUGUCCUUUUGCUUCUUGUUGUCUUUUUUCCUCCAUCACACCACAGAAUCAUUGACUCUCGCUUCACAUUGCAUUGGGUUGGCAGAAAAAUUCGUUCGUUUUAUUUAUUUUCUUUUUAAAUCUUUCGAAUCUUAUUUGAAUUAACACGAAAAAAUAUUUUUACCGGAGUGUUUUUUGAUUUUUGUAUACUUUUAUUCUUUCUCUACAACUUUUGGUUUUCGUUCUUAAAUUUUAGAUAAAUUUUAUCCUUUUAAAUAUAAAAGAAAAACGAACGAAUUUAUCUGACAACUCAAUAAAAACACUGUAUUAGGUUGAUAAUGUUUACAAGGUAGAUAACAAAUUAUUAGUACAUUGUUUCGUUUCAACAUUUUGUUCGGCCGAUUCUUUCAGUAACUAAAGCUCAGUAAUGUGAGAUAUACAUUUAUUAAAUAUACACAGUUAAGUAUUUUAAUAAAUUUGAUCGUGUAAACAGCAACAUAGUUGCUUCUAAUAUUCAUGUUAAAAAAACACCGGUGUCGUUUCGUUUCGACUUUUAGAUCAACUGUUACGUGAGUGAAACCGCCUAUAAAUGAAUUUCAGAAGCAGAUUAUUUUUUUUCCUUAUAAUACUUAAGUAUUUUAAUAUUUCUGAUAUAAGAAACCAUUACAUUUAUCCAAUUAAUUAUUUCAAUAUUUCUGGCUUUCUAUACAUUUACUUAAUUUUAUUAUUUAUUCAUAUUAAACGAACACCAGUGACGAUUCGGUUCGACUUUUAGAUCAACCUAGGCGAAGCUGUAUUUUCAAUGAACUUCGCCGAGGCGCGUAUUUUCUUCUUUAUUCGACGAAUCUAAUUACUUUAAAACUUUUCACGCAAGAAACCAUUAACAAAGUUAAUUGAAUAUUCUGAUACAUCUAACCUACCAAAUAUCAACUUGUAAAUGAAGUUACAGUGAGUCUUCUGCAAUGGCAUGCUACCUCCGUUCAUUCAAUCUUUCUCGGUCAUUAAUAUUCAACUACAGACACCUGAAGAACUUCCACCGUGUCUGCUCGGUUGUCAGGUCCCGUUUAUUAUAUAAGCGUGACCAGAACUUCCAUACAGGCAUUAACUUUCGACAAGACGAUCCCAAAUCCAAACUGGCGCAUAUGUCCCCUAAAAUGCAGAUUAUCUACACAUGCCGUGUUUGUGGAACUCGCUCCUCCAAGACUUUUUCCAAGGUCUCUUACGACCGGGGUGUAGUGCUGGUGCGAUGUCCUGGCUGCCAGAACUUACACCUCAUAGCGGAUAACCUCAACUACUUCACUGAAACUGGUAAAACAAAUGUUGAGAAAAUUCUGGCUGAAAAAGGAGAAAAAGUGACCAAAAAUCAAAGUAAUGAUGGAACGGUAGAAAUUGCCCCCGAUUCUGUCUCAUCACUUUGAGGACUCCAUUUCUUUCACAGGCAUGAGAAAUAUAUUUGUUGUGACAUUCAUGCCUUUCCUUGCAGCAAUAUUAAUAACAUUCUCAUCAUCGUUUACGUCCGUUUUCCAUGCUGGCAUGGAUCGUCUGAAUUCAAAACACAAUGAUGGCUGUGACAUUAACGUUUUUGUUACCAUUAUUUCUGCUGAAAUAUACUGCUUUUGUUUCAAUUAAUUAUUGAAAAUGAUUCAGUAAAAAGAAUUUUGUCAUUAAUAUUAUUGAGUUGUGUUUGGAACAUAGAUUAACAUGAAAUUUUGAAGGAAGGCUUAAAUUUAGAUCCCUUUAAAACAAAGUUUUUGUAUCCUAGAACUAGAGGUAGUCUCUGACAGGUUGGUAUCAUCAUCAUUUAACGUCCGCUUUCCAUGCUGGCAUGGGUUGGACGGUUUGACUGAGGACUGGUGAGCCAGAAGGCUGCACCAGGCUCCAAUCUGAUCCGGCAAAGUUUCUACAGCUGGAUGCCCUUCCUAGGGUUAAUAGAUGAUUUACUCAUCUUAAUUCUCUACAUACCGUCCAACCCAUGCCAGCAUGGAAAGUGGACAUUAAACGAUGAUGAUGAUGAUGAGGGGAACAGGUGAUGGUUGGUGAUGGGAAAGGCGUCCAAUCAGAAAAAUUUGCCUCAAUAGACUCUGCUCAACCCAUGC
Molecule: messenger RNA, 2185 nt
Organism: Octopus bimaculoides (California two-spot octopus)
Lineage: Eukaryota; Metazoa; Mollusca; Cephalopoda; Octopoda; Octopodidae
Product: DNL-type zinc finger protein
Biological process (GO): protein folding; protein import into mitochondrial matrix; protein stabilization
Cellular component (GO): mitochondrion
Molecular function (GO): protein-folding chaperone binding; zinc ion binding
Source: RefSeq, a predicted model, not a curated record